Messenger RNA from Mesorhabditis belari, 1437 nucleotides. The record is from the annotation of a GenBank genome assembly. NCBI's taxonomy places the organism in Eukaryota, Metazoa, Nematoda, Chromadorea, Rhabditida, Rhabditidae.
AUGGCCAAGUACACAAAAGUUGAAGCGAUAGAAUUAGUGAGCCAAAACAUUCGAUCGUCUACGGAAGAAGAAAUUCUCAAACGGAUCCAGAACUUGCAGAAAACGGUUGUCAGUCAAGUACACACGCAUGUUGAGGACAUUUUUCGACUCACUGACAAGGAUAUUCUUGAUGAAAAGUUGCUUUUUGUGAUUGCCGAGAAGGGUUAUACGAGAGUGCCGAUCUUUGAGACGAACAAUUUGAUGAGAUAUAUCCUCAAUACAAGAGAUUUGCUAACAGUACCAUUGAGCCCAACGCUGACAAUUGGGAAAUAUCUAAGUGGAUUCGACCAGAAACCAGAGAUCCGAGUCGUUUUGGCGGACACACCGGUGAUUGUCGUGUUGAUCGAAAUGUUAAGGACACAGAAUCACAUGUAUACUGUUGUUAGAUGCGAUGGACCGUCACAAUUGCUUGGCUACGAUGGUUCGGACAGUGUGUGGUCAAAGAAUCGACGCGCUAAACCACACGAGGAUCAAUCGGUGCUCGCUUGGCUGAAAGAACCGAUUGGACCUGGCGAGAUUCCACAGCCAGCAAAGCUGAACCUGAUACAGAUGCUUUUUUCUGCUCAUCCAAAACUUAAAGAAAAGGGAUUCGAUUUGCGUAUGGCUCAUCAGGCGAUGAACUCUAGUGUACUCUACCAGACAAAAAGGGAUACAAUUGUAUGUCGAAAAGGGGAAAUCAUCAAAAGGAUUUUUGUGAUUUACGUUGGCGGUCUGAUUGUUGACAAAAACAACUAUAUCGCUCCGAUCAUUCAUGGCAUUGAAUUACUGAAGGAGUUGUGUGAAACCGAAAUAUAUCGAAAUCGGGAAAUCUUGGCCGUUUCACAAAAUACUCUCCUUCUCCAAAAGGGGACGGUCUUCUAUUGGCUUUCUCCCACGGAUCUACUUAACCAGCUGAUCUUCUCGAAAAAGAAAAAGAUUGCAAAAGAGUUUUUCAUUGGAAUCAACAGUCAAAUCAAGGUAGAAUCAUUGUCUCAAACGAAGGACUUUGUACCAGCAGAAUUUGAGUCGCUGACCAACAAGCAACACCCAACCCAAACCGAAAUUCUAUGGAAAGAAUGCGAGACGAAGGAGAAAACGUUCAAACAUUUCUGCAAGCAACUUCCCGAUGAGACGAGAGAAUGGACGAUUAAUGAGGAAAGAGCCGACGACACACAAUUCGACACGGAAAUGGACUCGGAGCGAAUCCAGCGAUCGAAUAAAACUUCUAAAGGAGUGAGUCGCGCGGCCGUCAGCCAGAGUGGGACCGCCGUUUUGCCAAUCGACUGUUCGUCACUUCUAUCACCAACUUGCCAUUCUCCGCCAAAGACGCAGGAAUCUUUUACGCAGCUCGGAGAAACCCAAUCACGAGAAGCAACUCCACAGCCUAAACAAGAAUCAAGGGUAACACGUGGAGACUCU